CCUCCACCACCGCACUGGUCGUCUCGCCGCCUGUGCCCCAAGAGAGAGAGACCAGCGUCGAAAGUAAGAGCAUCAUCAUCAUCAUCAGCAGCAGCAGCAGCAGCAGCAGCAGCAGCAACAGAACGAGAAUUCUGCAGAGCCAUGGCCUGGCGCUGCUCGGGCAAGACGAAUGCGGAGCUCAUCGCCAACAUGCAGGCGGCCGGCCUCAUUACGUCGAGCCGGGUCGCGCAGGCCAUGUCCCUUGUCGACCGGGCCAAUUAUGUCGUGGGCGGUCAAUCGGCCUUGUCGGCGGCCUACACCGAUGCGCCCCAGUCUAUUGGAUUCGGCGCCACCAUUUCGGCUCCGCACAUGCACGCGCACGCCUGCGAGGCUCUCCUUCCCUUUCUCAAGCCGGGCAGCCGCGUGCUAGACGUCGGCAGCGGGAGCGGCUACACGAUGGCCAUCUUCCACCACCUCGUCAAGGCCCAGGAUCCCGUCCAGGGCCAGGAAACCGGAGAGACCAAGCAGGAGAAAAACGGCUUCGUCGUAGGCAUCGACCACAUCGAGGGACUCGUUGACAUGGCAAAGAGGAACCUGCAAAAGGACCAGCUUGGCCCCCAUCAGCACCGGGGCGGCAUCCAGGCCGUCCUUGGGGACGGCAGAAAGGGCUUUGUGGCCCGCGCUCCCUACGAUGCUAUCCACGUGGGUGCUGCUGCGCCAUUUAUGCCCCAGGACCUCAUCGAUCAGCUAGCAAAACCAGGCAGAAUGUUUAUCCCCGUUGAGGACAACGGCGGCUACGGUAAUCAAGACAUCUGGCAGGUCGACAAGGACAAGCAGGGCAAUGUAGCUCAGAAGAAGCUCUUUGCCGUUCGUUACGUGCCCCUGACUAACGCCGAGAGCCAGUGGCCCGUCAAGUGAAACCCAACAGAAAAGAGGAAUGGGCCCUGUCAUACACUGUAUUAUAUGCUUCACAUUCAUUUCUUCCUCUCUCUCCACAAGCAACUUCUCUCGAGGUUGUGAAAUGCAUCCAUGCUCAUAUUC
Acaromyces ingoldii is the source of this 1020-nucleotide messenger RNA. RefSeq names its product protein-L-isoaspartate O-methyltransferase. The transcript has 2 exons. Gene Ontology annotation, biological process: protein modification process. Gene Ontology annotation, cellular component: cytoplasm. Gene Ontology annotation, molecular function: protein-L-isoaspartate (D-aspartate) O-methyltransferase activity. Bases 142 to 897 code for a protein of 251 amino acids. The record is from RefSeq and is a predicted model, not a curated record. Lineage: Eukaryota; Fungi; Basidiomycota; Exobasidiomycetes; Exobasidiales; Cryptobasidiaceae.